Messenger RNA from Drosophila bipectinata, 1250 nucleotides. RefSeq names its product enoyl-[acyl-carrier-protein] reductase, mitochondrial. Gene Ontology annotation, molecular function: trans-2-enoyl-CoA reductase (NADPH) activity. Gene Ontology annotation, biological process: fatty acid metabolic process. The record is from RefSeq and is a predicted model, not a curated record. Lineage: Eukaryota; Metazoa; Arthropoda; Insecta; Diptera; Drosophilidae. Gene Ontology annotation, cellular component: mitochondrion.
UUUGGUCACUCUAACAAAAUUAUAUUAUAAAAUUUGACAAGUUUAUUUCUCGACGGCUGGAAUUUUUAGGUAAGAGAUGUUGCGCAGAUCGCUGAUUCCAUAUUUUAGUCCUGCCCAAUGGAGCCGACACAUGUCUGUGGUUGCCAAGUCCCUUAAAUACUGUGAGCAUGGAGAACCACUAGACGUGCUCAAGCUGGUUGAAGACGAACUGCCGGAUCCGAAGGGCAAACAGGUCCUGGUAAAGAUUCUGGCUGCCCCAAUCAACCCAGCCGAUAUAAACACAAUUCAAGGAAAAUAUCCAGUGAAACCAAAGUUUCCAGCCGUUGGGGGAAAUGAGUUCGUGGGCGAAGUGAUAUGCGUGGGUGAAAAUGUCAAGGAUCUUAAGGCGGGUCAAAAUGUCAUUUUACUAGCAACAGGUCUUGGCACGUGGACAACUCAUGGCGUCUAUAACGCGGACCAGCUGCUGGCUGUGUCCAAGAAAGUGGGCCUAGCAGAGGCUGCCACAGUGGCUGUAAAUCCCUGCACUGCUUAUCGUAUGUUGAAGGAUUUUGUGGAGCUGUGUCCAGGCGACACGGUCAUCCAGAACGGAGCCAACAGUGCUGUGGGGCAGGCAGUGCAUCAGCUGUGCCGCGCCUGGGGCAUAAACAGUAUUGGCAUCGUUAGGGAUCGCCCGGAGAUAGCCGAACUUAAGGAGAUGCUAAAGUGCCUGGGUGCCACUGAGGUUCUGACAGAGGCUGAGAUCCGCAAAAGUGACAUUUUUAAAACGGGCAAGGUGAAGAAACCACGCUUGGCCUUCAAUUGUGUGGGUGGUAAGAGCGCCACGGAAGUCUCGCGGCAUUUAGACCAGAAAGGCGUAAUGGUCACCUACGGUGGCAUGUCGCGGGAGCCGGUGACUGUUGCUACUGGUCCACUUAUUUUUAAGGACGUUUCGUUUAGAGGCUUUUGGAUGACUCGCUGGGCCAAGGAGAACUACAACGCUCCCGCACGUUUCGAAAUGUUCAAGGAAAUCUUUGAACUUAUGGAGAACGGGAAGUUUGUCGCUCCCGCGCACGAGAUGGUGCCACUGGAAAAGUUUCAAGAUGCAGCGGCAGCGGCCCUGAGUUUUAAAGGAUUCACGGGCAAAAAGUUUAUUUUGGACAUGAGCAACUAGGUGCAGGCUGAGCCUCCAUCUUUAAUUGUUAUUUACAUGAAAGGAGAACCCAAAUGGGUUUCCAAUGUGAUUAAAUAAAACUUAGACCAUUUCGAUUUCA